Aspergillus steynii IBT 23096 is the source of this 2653-nucleotide messenger RNA. Its product is annotated as WD repeat PLAP family protein. The transcript is spliced from 3 exons. Lineage: Eukaryota; Fungi; Ascomycota; Eurotiomycetes; Eurotiales; Aspergillaceae. Gene Ontology annotation, cellular component: nucleus; cytoplasm. Gene Ontology annotation, biological process: proteasome-mediated ubiquitin-dependent protein catabolic process; ubiquitin recycling. The record is from RefSeq and is a predicted model, not a curated record. Gene Ontology annotation, molecular function: ubiquitin binding. Bases 133 to 2490 code for a protein of 785 amino acids.
CAGCUCUCCCAAGGUUCCUGCUUCUCUGUUCCUAUACCCUCGUUUAUCGUCUCCUACUCCCCCUGGAAUACCGUCCCCCUUCAUCCCCUCACUUCUUUCUCCCUCUGGGCUCUGCUUUGUAAAUAUUUAUGUAUGCCUGACUUCAAGAUCUCCGCUUCUCUGGAGGGUCACGGCGAUGAUGUUCGCGCUGUGGCCUUUCCCUAUCACAAUGCCGUCUUUUCCGCCUCUCGAGACGCGACGGUCCGACUCUGGAAGCUAGUCUCUACCCCGCCCCCGACUUACGACUACACCAUCACCUCCCACGGCUCGGCCUUCAUCAACACCCUCGCAUACUUGCCCCCAACCCUCGAAUACCCCGAAGGACUCGUACUCUCCGCUGGUCAAGAUACGAUCAUAGAAGCCAGACAACCCGGGAAAGCUUCGGAUGAUAAUGCGGAUGCGAUGCUUCUGGGCCAUGCGUCCAACGUCUGUGCCCUAGAUGUCUCGUCUGAAGGAGGUUGGGUGGUCAGCGGUAGUUGGGACUCAACAGCUCGACUAUGGAGGGUCGGGAAGUGGGAAACCGAUGUUGUUUUGGAGGAUCACCAAGGUAGCGUUUGGGCAGUGUUGGCCUAUGACAAGGAUACAGUCAUCACCGGCUGCGCGGACAAAGUCAUACGGAUAUUCAACACCUCGGGGAAUCUACUGAAAAGCAUCCAAGGUUCCCGCGAUGUUGUCCGGGCCCUUUGCAAACUUCCUCCUUCCCACCCCACGGGCGCACAAUUUGCUUCGGCGGGUAACGACGGGAUUAUCCGGCUUUUCACCCUACAGGGUCAGCAGGUUGCAGAGCUCCAUGGUCAUGAAAGCUUCAUCUAUUCUUUGGAUGUUUUGCCUUCGGGUGAAUUAGUCAGUGCCGGUGAAGACCGAACUGUUAGGGUCUGGAACGGUACACAAUGCGUGCAAACCAUCACUCAUCCGGCAAUCUCGGUUUGGGCCGUUGCUGCUUGCAAGGAGACCGGAGACAUUGUCACAGGUGCUAGCGACCGUAUCACUCGAGUCUUCACCCGGAGUGAGGAGCGAGUUGCCAUCCCCGAGGUUGUGCAGCAGUUUGAACAGACGGUCAAGGAGUCGGCCAUUCCGGAACAGCAAAUCGGCAAGAUCAACAAGGAGCAGCUCCCAGGGCCUGAUUUUCUCAAGCAGAAGUCCGGUACCAAGGAUGGCCAGGUACAAAUGAUUCGUGAAGAUAACGGCAGCAUCACAGCCCACACAUGGUCAGCAGCAUCGCAGGAGUGGAUAGCUGUGGGUACAGUUGUCGAUUCUGCUGCCAGCAGUGGAAAGAAAACAGAAUACCUCGGGCAAGACUACGACUAUGUUUUCGAUGUUGACGUCGAGGAUGGGAAGCCGCCUCUCAAGCUGCCGUUUAAUGUGUCACAGAACCCAUACGAUGCUGCCACAAAGUUUAUCCAGGACAACGAACUUCCAAUGACCUACCUUGAUCAAGUCGCUCAAUUCAUCGUACAAAAUACACAGGGUGCAACCCUUGGGCAAUCGUCUGAGCCCACGCCUGCAGGCGCUGAUCCUUGGGGCUCGGAGAAUCGCUACCGGCCCGGUGAUGCCUCUGCUGCACAGCCGCCAUCCAUUCCCGAGUCGCGUCCCAAAGUACUUCCACAACAGUCAUAUCUAUCUAUCAAAUCCGCCAACCUCAAAGUCAUCGCCAAGAAGUUGGGUGAGAUCAACGAUCAGCUCGUAUCAUCAGGAUCGAAAGAUGUCUCCCUCAGCCCCUCGGAGGUGGAGACGAUUGUUGCGUUAUGUGGCGAAUUGGAAUCUCCGGAAAAGCUGAAGCAGUCACCCGCCGUUGGAGCCGGGAUUCCCUUGUUACUCAAAAUCGCAACUGCCUGGCCCGUCGCAAACAGACUCCCAGGCUUGGAUCUCCUCCGUCUGCUAGCGGCCGCCACUCCUGCGACCGCCACCAUCAAUUACAAUGGCCAGGAUCUGUUCACCAGUCUGCAGGCUAGCGGCGUAUUCGAUGCCCCAUUGAAUGCAAACAACGCCAUGCUGACUAUCCGGAUGCUGGCCAACCUUUUCGAAACCGACACUGGUCGUCAAUUGGCUGUGAGUAGAUUCGAUCAGAUUAUAGCUGCCGCGAAGUCGGCCUUGACGAACGGUGGGGGCGCCAACCGUAACCUCACCAUCGCAGUCGCGACACUAUACAUCAACUUCGCAGUCUACCUGACAUCCGACGGAAGAGAAUCGGCUCCCGAGUCGUCCCAAAAGGGGUUGGUUCUUCUCGCAGAACUCACUCAGAUGGUCUCAGGAGAGAAGGACUCGGAAGCAGCAUACCGCAGUCUUGUUGCACUCGGCACGCUGGUCAAGGCGCUCGGCGAGGAAAUCAAGAGUGCCGCGAAGGAGGUUUACGACGUUGGUCAGCUUCUGGGAACGGUGUCAGGCUCUGGGAUCGGGAAAGAACCCAGAGUCAAGGGUAUUAUCGGCGAGAUUAAGGAAUCAUUGUCGUAAAUUCGGCGAGUGGCUUCUUCAAAGUUUCAGCGUUCGACUACAGCACCAUACACAUUUAACGAUAGCUAUGCACUAUACCGUCAUGAAUGGACAUUGUGAACCUAUUCCCGGGAAUUUCAGAUCUGCUCUUCCCGUUAAUAAUAAGAAUACCGCAACGGCAUAC